Dinoponera quadriceps is the source of this 6402-nucleotide messenger RNA. Its product is annotated as neurobeachin-like. The transcript has 16 exons. Bases 1 to 2292 code for a protein of 763 amino acids. The record is from RefSeq and is a predicted model, not a curated record. NCBI's taxonomy places the organism in Eukaryota, Metazoa, Arthropoda, Insecta, Hymenoptera, Formicidae. Gene Ontology annotation, cellular component: membrane; cytosol. Gene Ontology annotation, molecular function: protein kinase binding. Gene Ontology annotation, biological process: intracellular protein localization.
AUGGAAUUAAAAGGGGUCCGUCUUCUCUGUUUGUUGCAGGUGUUGAAGUAUUGCGACCACUUGCACGGAAAAUGGUAUUUUUCGGAGGUGCGCGCGAUCUUCUCGCGACGUUACCUGCUGCAGAAUGUGGCGAUCGAGAUCUUCCUCGCCAGCAGAACUUCGAUCCUGUUCGCAUUCUUGGAUCAAGCGACAGUGAAAAAGGUGAUCAAGGCACUACCGCGGGUAGGCGUUGGCAUCAAGUACGGAAUACCCCAGACUAGACGAGCAUCGCUGAUGUCACCGCGACAAUUGAUGAGAAGUUCCAACAUGACGCAAAAGUGGCAGCGUCGAGAAAUCUCCAACUUCGAGUAUCUAAUGUUUCUAAACACAAUCGCUGGUCGCACGUACAACGACUUGAAUCAAUAUCCGGUGUUCCCUUGGGUGUUAACGAACUACGAAACGAAGGAGCUAGAUCUCAGUUUACCGAGCAAUUAUCGAGACUUGUCAAAGCCAAUCGGCGCAUUGAACCCAAACAGAAGAGUUUACUUCGAGGAGCGCUUUCAGAGCUGGGAGCACGACACUAUACCACCAUUCCAUUAUGGCACGCACUACUCUACCGCCGCCUUUGUCUUAAACUGGAUGAUACGCGUGGAACCGAUGACGACUAUGUUCUUGGCGUUGCAAGGUGGUAAAUUCGACCACCCCAACAGGCUGUUCUCAUCCAUCGCGCUCUCGUGGAAAAACUGCCAGCGCGAUACGUCCGACGUCAAGGAACUCAUUCCGGAAUUCUUCUUUCUGCCGGAAAUGUUGGUGAAUAGCAAUCGCUAUCAUCUGGGCAGGCAGGAAGAUGGUAGCGUGGUCGGCGACGUUGAGUUACCACCUUGGGCUUCUUCACCCGAAGAGUUCAUACGUAUAAAUCGAAUGGCCCUCGAAUCUGAGUUUGUAUCCUGCCAAUUACAUCAAUGGAUCGACCUGAUAUUCGGUUACAAACAGAAAGGUCCGGAAGCUGUGCGCGCAACCAACGUUUUCUACUACUUAACAUACGAAGGUAGCGUAGAGCUCGACACGAUCACUGAUCCCAUGAUAAAGGAAGCUAUCGAGAAUCAAAUUAAGAAUUUCGGGCAGACGCCGUCGCAACUCUUGAUGGAACCGCAUCCUCCAAGGAGUUCAGCGAUGCACUUGACACCAAUGAUGUUCUCGAGCAUCCCGGACGACGUAUGCAUGACCAUCAAAUUCCCGUCUAAUUCACCGAUCUGUCAUAUCUCGGCCAACACUUAUCCUCAACUGCCACUGCCAUCAGUUGUGACGGUAACUACCGGGCAGCAGUUCGCUGUUAAUCGGUGGAACACCAAUUAUGCAGCCUCUGUGCAAUCACCGAGUUAUGCGGACACACCUCAGGCGCAGGCUGCCAAUCAGCCAUUGUCCAUGGAUCCUGUUCUCUCUCAAGCAGCGAAUAGCUCGAACCCGGCGUUACGUCGGCAUCUGGGCGACAAUUUCAGUCAGAAGCUCAAGAUUCGCAGCAAUUGCUUCGUCACUACCGUGGACAGUCGAUUCCUGGUGGCUUGUGGAUUUUGGGACAACAGCUUCCGCGUCUUCUCUACCGAAACAGCAAAAAUCGUCCAGAUAGUCUUUGGUCACUACGGUGUUGUCACUUGCUUGUCGCGCAGCGAGUGCAACAUUACUUCCGAUUGUUACAUCGCAUCCGGAAGCGCGGACUGCACCGUCCUUCUGUGGCAUUGGAACGCCAGGACGCAGACAAUUGUCGGCGAGGGCGAAGCGCCGGCACCUCGUGCGACCCUCACUGGUCACGAGCAGGCUGUGACAGCCGUUGUCAUAUCCGCCGAGUUGGGUCUAGUUGUCUCGGGAUCGUAUUAUGGCCCGGUACUCGUUCACACCACUUUCGGCGACCUCCUGAGGUCGUUGGAGGCGCCAAACGGAUUCUCGUCACCCGAGAACAUCGCUAUGUCACGCGAAGGUGUUAUCGUAGUGAAUUACGAGCGCGGGCACAUAGCAGCGUUCACUAUCAAUGGGAAACGUCUUCGCCACGAGUCUCACAACGACAAUUUACAGUGCUUAUUGCUGAGCAGAGACGGUGAAUAUCUGAUGACAGGAGGCGAUAAGGGUAUCGUGGAAGUUUGGCGGACCUUCAACCUCGCUCUGCUCUACGCGUUCCCCGCGUGCGAAAGCAGCGUGCGUUCCCUCGCUCUCGCUCAUGAUCAAAAGUUUCUCCUGGCCGGUCUGGCAAACGGGUCCAUUGUGAUAUUCCACAUUGACUUCAACCGAUGGCAUCACGAAUUCCAGCAGCGUUACUGAAAUUACGACUUCCUCUUCGCCUAAGGACGCAAGCGCACCUCGUGAGAUGUCUCGGAAAGAAAAAAAAGAAGGAAAGAACUCUCGCACUCUUCAAGCGGUUAUGACAACUUCUGUUACGAAAUUACUCGCGUCUCAGAGCUCAAAUAGCUCUUCGUUCGAACGACUUCCCCAUUGAUCCGUGUGUCAACUCGCGAAUUCGCGGGGGCUGAAACGGCGUAUUAUCAGUCAAAAUAAGAAAGAAAGAAAAAAGCUCGUGCACGCGGGCCAGCUUUUCUUCGUCGGAUUUUCGCCGAAUCCACCGUACGUUUACGGUGUAUGCAGAGGGUAUGCUGUGUGAAAUGGGGCACAAUGAGAGCAGCGAUGAGAGGAACGAUGUGUAUUCGCCUGACAUCGAGAUACCUGCGAAUUUUAGCGUUCAGCAAUAAACCUCCCUUUCGCGGUCGCGUGCUCGUGAGGGGAACAGUCGAGCGGGGCGAGACGCAAAAAAGAAAUGAGGUGCGAUCACGUGAGUGUUGUUUACCUGCACACGAUCGCCGAGAGAGAGAGAGAGAGAGAGAGAGAAAGGGAGAGUAGAAACGUCCGGCCGCCGCGAAAGUUUGUGUAAAGCGUAGACACUACAUGCGUGCCGCUCGAAACGCUAGUCAAUUAAUGAAGACUCGAAUGUACCUACCCUACAUUCGCGACUGUUUGCGGUUGCCGUGAUCGUGCGAUUAUUUCUUCUCACGCGCCGCGCGCGAGGAGGAAGCACACGUCGUCCGGGGAAGUAGUAACAGCCGUCGGCGCGAAACCGGAGAGGAAAUGUCACACUUCCGUGACGAGACGGCGGAGCUGAACAUACACGUUAUUUUUAUGUCUGAAACUGCACGUGGAUUUGGCCACGGACACACUUUAGCCCUUAAUGUCCAAUGUGUAAAUACGAAUAUAUAUUCUUCACGAUACACGUAAUCCACACAUACACACGCACGCACGCAUCAUAUUAAGAACACGAUAUUAUACACAUCCGUGCAAAUACACGUAUACACAGAUGCGCAUAUACACGCUCACGCGCGCUUUAUUCCGUGUUAGAAGAAGCGAGGAAGAGAGAGAGAGAGAGAGAGAGAGACGCGUAUUAUCGCGCGAGAGACUUGCAUUGUAUUCUUCGCCGACGUAUUAAUGUCGCUCACGUCGAAACUUUUUGGCUAAGCACCUUGUACGUUCAGUUCGAACUAUAUACGCACGCGAACGCGCACUGCGUAUCACCGAUGACCGGGUAGCGUCCUGGCAAACAUCCGGUCGGUCGGCACGUCACCGAUCGCUCUGCGGGACAGCCUCCGGUAUCAUCAGUCAUCCCCGCUACUACACUUUCUACACCCUGAUGUUCGCGUCCUUCGAAAAAGAUCCUAAUUUUUAUCAAAGCCGUCCAGCUUAACUUUCGCGAGGAUAUUUCUUAGUAUUUUCGCACGCGACGUAUAUAUUUAAUCAGCAAAGCAACUUAUUGUAUAGGCUAAAGUAACAUCCCCGAAUUCACCCUUAUAAACAUUCCGCGCGAUUCGUCGAGGAUAGUCUGUGUGGGCGAAUGCGUGAUCGGCGCGUCCCUUAGGACGCGCCGAGCGACGAGUAGAGUAGAGUAUACGAGAUAAAGGAACGUGAGAGCGUAAGUGUGUGCGAGUGUGAGAGAGAGAGAGAGAGAGUGAGAGAGUGAGGGAGUGAGGCGAGGAGUAGUAAUUCACCUUGACAUUCAACAACGAUGGGGGAAGAUGAUGCUUGAUCGUGCGUAAGUGAAGUAGAAUAACUUGAUUUUUCGUUCGUACGUCAUCGUAGAACGUGUGAUAGCUGUCUCGUAAUGUUGCUACUAAGUAUUAGUAUCUCGUCAUUCUGAGCCCUGUUCUAUGAGUGAGAGAGACACAUACGGGGCGCCGUAUAAAUAUAACAUUUCGAUUGUUUCUACGUAUUCUCGAUAUAGUGUAUCUCGUCGUAAUCUCGGUUAAAUCUUGUGUAACGAGUGAUUACUUAUCUAAGGAGAUGUUGUUUUCUUGUACAAUGCUUAAUAGUCGUACGAUGAUAAUGAACGCGUCACGCGAACCCGUCACGGUAGGUAGUAAAAAGUUCUUCGUGUACGAGAGAAUGAUGAAAGGUACACGGAAGAAGAGAGAGAGAGAAAAUGUGAUGGAUGAAGCAGAAGGGGGGGAGGGGGGUGAAUAGGAAAGUGCGAGGAAGGAAGAAAGAAUGUAAAUGCACUUCAUUCGAAUGCGGAUGUGUGUUACGGAUCGCAGUUGAUAUCGGCGGCGAUAAUUUAAGAGUGACUUCGAGUGAUCCUAUAUUUUAUAUUACGCAAUCUUACAUAUUCGCGCGGCUCAAUUCGUCAUUUACUUCGCAUUCACGCGGACGAAUGAUAUCUCCUAUUCUAGAAGCGCUUAGUCGUAGCUGCGGGACGAGUAGGCGGGGGGAGGAAAGUGCGAAAGAGUAGAUAGGUAGCAUCGAACGCGGCCAAAUCUUCCACUUCGUUGACAAUUUUGAUAACGCCGUCUCCAGACGGGCUUGAAGAGUAUCAGACGCGUAUCGAGAUCGAGAUCGCGUCUUCGAGGCACUUGGGCGCGAGGGCACAGAUUUUUCGGCCACCUCAGCGCGCUGUGUGUGUGUGUGUGUCUAGUCAGGGAUUAUCGCGCUGUCGCAAAUCACCUGCGAUCCUCAGCAUUCUAGGUAUCGAUAUAAAAUGAUACACCGUACUACGUUUACGUAUGUAGAUGUAUAAAAAAAAAAAAGGUAAACGCAUAGUGCCGUCGUUUUAGUGAUCGAAUCACACUUUCGGCUUGCGAGAUCGCGGCAGCGUUACGACGAUCGCAACCGGGGGUCCGCUCGCGAUCCCGCUCUCGUCGCCGGUAAUUGUACAAUUCUUAAGCACAUAGGAGGAUGUUACGUGUGCAACUUGUUAAUAACGUUGUGUAUUACCACUCGUUAUGGGCGUGCUUCUAUAUGAUCGUUCGUGUCUUAUUUUAUUUGCGCAUAAAAGGAUGUUAGCACGAAUGGGAGAGAAAGGAAAGGCGAUGAAGUGACGAAGAAAAGGAAAAGCAAGAGAGAGAGAAAGAGAGGAGACAAGAGUCGAAGAUUGUGUCCGGUGCUUUCAAUGAUAUAUCAUUAGCUCCGUUUAUACAUACGCAUCGGAAUCGAGAUCCCGUGAUCGCGAGUAUUCGAUAUAUAGGAGCGCGCGUGGACUCUUGAUUUUCAUCAUAAUAAGAGCUACGUGUAAUGAGAGGAGGAGGCAGAAGAGAACAGAAGAAAGGAGCACGCGACAUUCCAUCGGCAUUUCCCAUUUUUCUCAAAUUCGAGAUCGAUCGGGGGCUAAAGGUCGGAGAAAAAAAAGCAAGAGGAAAUUGGCAAUCUCAUUCCUUUCGUAAGCCGCUAAUAAAAAUAGCGAAAAUCGCGAAGUGCAGUGAUGGACGAGAUCGUGGAAAACGUCACACGUACGAUGAAUGAAACGUGUUCACGGGGAGUAUGACGUGUGUCCGAUUAAACGGCAUGCAUUUUCACAUUAUUCAAUCAGCGUGAUGGGGUGAGAAUGCAUCGGCGUGACGAGGGAUCGCGUGAGAGAAAUUUUUAUAUUUGUUUAUAAAUGUGUGAGAAUGUGCUGCACUCUUCGAGCAAGUUGUUAGUGAAUUCCCUCCAUAUUGCUAAUAUAUAUAUAUAUAUAUAUAUAUAUACACACAUAUAUAUAUAUAAAAGAAGUUAACUCAAAACGAUUUCUGUCCGUAUUCGAGCAUUCAGUACAUAAAAGGAAAAAAAAAAAGACAAAAAUAUCGCUACUAUUUUACAUAACGCUAAGUAAAAUGCUACGAGAGUUUGCCUAUAUUAUUAUUACGAUUACGAUUUUAUUGUCAUCAUUAUUAAUUAAUAUUCUUAUUAUUGUACGAUUGUGGGGCUACAUUAAUGUACUUAAUAUUAACAACUAUCUAUACGGGAGCAUAGAUUUGUAUAUUCGUCCGAUAAGGCUCUUAAUGUUUGCGUGUUAAGUGAACACUUUUACUUACCCAUACUACGAUUACGAGAAUGGCGCGAAGGUAAUAGGUAACUGUGUGUAAAGUUUUAUCUGGUUUGUUUACACAUGCUGCGAGCUGCCCGUAAAAAAAAAAAAAA